Paramuricea clavata is the source of this 2648-nucleotide messenger RNA. Lineage: Eukaryota; Metazoa; Cnidaria; Anthozoa; Malacalcyonacea; Plexauridae. The record is from the annotation of a GenBank genome assembly.
AUGGGUCGUGGCUUUAGUUUUCGACUCUUUUAUCGAGUCGUUUUCUUUUGCUUCUGUCUGAUUUUCGCCUGUUUUUAUCAUGGUGGUGGUUCAGAGUAUGACAGGCGAGAAGAUAAAACAGAACCGAACAAAUUAAAAGAUGAAUUCAAAGGUAAAUUCUUGCAUGUUGACGUUUCUCUCGAACAAGACAUUGGCGUCCCUAACUUGACAGGAAAUGCGAAACAAAUUGACGGCGAGGAUACGAAGAUUUCAAAGAUGGCAAGAAAAGAUAAAUUCUGAAAAUGUGAGAAUAUUCGUAAUUCAUUUCAGAAGAAGCAACUGUCAACCACAUUAUUGAUUUUUUAGGAACUGUGAUGAAAACACUCGGAAGUGAGAGAAUACAGAAGAGCCCAAAACUGCCCUCGCCGCCCAAGGUAAAAGUUCCAAGCAAAGAAUCGACAACCAUCUCCCAUUCACGUGAGACAAAAUGGCAAAACAAUGACGGCAAAAAUAUAUCUUCGUUGGAAAAUCAAAUUUUUCAACAGAAUGACUUGAGAGAAACAGCCAAAAGAGAAACGUUCGCUUCACUCACAACUCAACAUCUUCGGAACACACGUGAAAUUGAUGCGAUCUCAGAAAGUCCUACCGAAUGCUCCAACUUUACCUUUACUAUAAAGUAUGAAAAUAACUACAGAGUAUGGAACAACUUUUCAAUGACGUAUCAAAGCCGAAUGUACCGUUAUAACGAGUACAGAGUAACGGACGAUGGUCUACAAGUUUGUGAUUCUUCUGACACCCUUACUAAACAAAGAUGGCGGGAUUUGAUCGCUCGGGAAAAGAAAGUGUUGGCUUCCAAAUAUUGCAAUGUAUCCGUGGACGGUUUUUACUUUGAACAUUACACAUUAUUCAAAAACUUUACUGUUUUCUUUCAUCCUACUGAGCAAAAUUUCACAAGGCGAGAUUACGGAGUGAUGUUUGGACAUUUUGCAAUUUGUUCAGCAAAACUUAGUCUGUCCUGCAAUGAUGAUUUGGUUAAAGUAAAGUACGAUGAACAAUACAAUGUUUUCAAAAACUUUUCGCUGGUUUACAACAAUACAAUGUACAAUUAUCGCGAAUAUCGAUUCAGAAACAACAGUCUUGAAAUGUGCGCUUCCAAUGAUUCAAGAAUUCGGGCUAUUUGGAAAACUCGGAAUUCGUGGGAAAAGUUAAACGACCGGUAUAAAUGCCGCGAAUCUGUUAGUAAAUUAUUAGAUGCAAGGACCUACACUGUGACUAAGCAGUUCACUGUCUAUUACGCAGUUAUGAGUCAAUAUUUCACAAGAAAUGAGUAUGGGAUGUACGACGGUAAACCUUUUACAUGCGAAGAAAAGUUCAAACCCAAAUCAACAGAGUAUACGCAGGAAGAUCUAUCAAUGUGCAACGAUUCAAUCAUCAAUAUAAAAUACGAUGAUGGAUACAAAGUUUGGACUGACUUUUCAAUAUUCUAUAAGAACAAGGUGUACGAUUAUACCGAGUAUCGAGUUCUGAAUGAUAGCAUAAACAUUUGCAACUCCAGUGAUAACUACGUACGGAAUAUUUGGAAAGUACGCAAUAAAUGGGUAAAGGCGAAAAUGCAUGACAAAAGCUGCAAUAAACCCAUAGACAUCCGUACGAUCCGCCAAAAGACUGUUCGUAAGGACUUUAGUGUUCUCAUUUUGCGAACAGAUCAGGUGAUAGCAAAGUAUGAUUAUGGUGUGUUUGAAGGUAAAUUUAUAAUAUGUAAAGAAAAAAUCAAAAACUUUUAUCGCGUAAAAGACUAUGGCGCAGCUGAAGUAGCAGUAUUAUGUGCUUUAGCGCUUUCUACUAUUUGUUUGCUAUUGUUGUUGAUAGUUUAUUGCAUGCUUCCUGAACUGCGCACUCUUCCUGGUUUGAAUUUAAUGAGUUUUAGUUUCGCCUUUUUGUUGUGGCAGACUUACACUGCAGUAUUUGUUUCGCUGUAUUUUCGUGUAGGUCAAGCGAUUAAGAUACCGUGUGACGGCAGGAUAGAAAUAACAUUGGGGUUUAUUUUUCAUAGUAUACUUAUGAAUGCUGCCGCUAAUAUCUAUCACUUAAGAAAAACCUUUUGUGGCAACACUCUUGUGAAAUGCAAUACUCUUGUGAAAUCUGAUGAAAACAAGUGGAAAACGUUCUUGAAGUAUAGUCUCUUUAGCUGGGGUGUUCCUGUCAUCAUAACUAUUGUUGGUAUUGUGCUUGUGAAGAAAGAUGUUUUAAAAUUUCAAAGAGAUAGUACUGGUUGUGUCAAGGGUAACGAACUUUCUCUUUGGUUAACUGUUAUGGCACAAUAUGGUCUUCCGGGUUGUCUUGUCUUGUACAUUAUUGUAAUGUUCUCCCUCACUGCUUAUCGAAUUCGUCAAAAACUCAAAGCAAUCAGGAACAUCGCACAGAAAUCAAAUAUUGUUAAGAAACGCAAUAGCUUUGUCAUAUUGCUUAAGUUGUCAACCACCACAGCCAUAAGCUUCUUUCCUGUUUUGUUCAUGGACAAAUUAGAUGGUAAAAUCAUACUACCGUUAUUUACUGUAGCGUCUCUUACUGGUGCCUACAUAGGUAUUGCGUUUGUCUUCACCAGAAAAAAUUACAUGUUGCUUAAGGAGAAGUAUUUCCAAGCAAAAAAGAAACCAAUUAACGCGUAG